AUGAGUAAACGUAAAAAUCCUUCUACAAAUGAUAAUUUAAAUGCAGAUUUUUGUGAUUUUUUAAUGGAAUUAGCAGAUUAUGAAAAAAAUGUAAGCCGUAACAUACACAAGUAUAACGCUUACAGAAAAGCAGCAAGUGUUCUAGCAUCUCAUAAUAAAAGAAUAGAAUCAGGCGAUGAAGCAAAAAAACUAAAUGGAAUAGGAGACAAAAUUUCGAAAAAAAUUGAUGAGUUCUUACAAACAGGAAAAUUAAGAAAAUUAGAAAAUAUUCAUCAAGACGAAAAUGCACAAUCCAUUAGUCUACUGACGAGAGUAUCGGGUAUUGGCCCUGUAAAAGCUGCAGAUCUUGUUAAUAUGGGUAUUAAAACGUUAGAGGACUUGAGAAAUAACGAAAAUAAACUAAAUCAUCAUCAACUUAUCGGUUUAAAGUACUUUGAAGAUUUCGAAAAGAAGAUUCCACGACAUGAAAUUCAAGUAAUAGAAGGAAACAUUAUGAAACACGUUAAGAGAGUAGAUCCGGAGUUCACUGUGACCAUUUGUGGCAGCUACAGGCGAGGCAAAGCCGAGAGCGGUGAUAUAGAUGUCUUGGUAACUCACUCAGCAUUGAAUGCUAAUGUUGAGAAAAAAAUAUAUAAGGAAACGCUGUUGAAAAAGAUAGUAGCAGCAUUAGAUGACCUUAUCACGGAUGUUAUUUCAAGUGGAGAUACCAAGUUUAUGGGAGUUUGUCGUUUGUCGGAUCAAGCCGUGCACCGACGCCUCGACAUCAGGCUGGUGCCGCGCGAGCACUUCCACUGCGCCGUGCUGUACUUCACCGGCAGCGACGUGUUCAACAAGGAAAUGCGCGCCCACGCUCUGCAGACGGGCUUCACUUUAAACGAAUACUGUUUGAGACCAAUCGGUGUUACCGGUGUCCCGGGCGAGCCGGUGCAGAUAUCAUCGGAAGAAGAAAUUUUCGACUACAUUGACUAUCCAUACAAGAAACCAGAAGAGAGAAACAUG
This is a messenger RNA of Brenthis ino (lesser marbled fritillary), 999 nucleotides long. The record is from the annotation of a GenBank genome assembly. Lineage: Eukaryota; Metazoa; Arthropoda; Insecta; Lepidoptera; Nymphalidae.